UGCUGCUGAGCGCGGGCGGAAACGAACGAGGCACCUUCCCAAGGAGCCAGGGGGCUGCUGCUUCCCGCGGGCUGAGGGGCGGCGCGGCGGGGGCAGCAGAUAACGCCUUGAGGCGGCUCCGUUCUCCCUUUCCUCCCUCUCUUUCUCUCUCUUUCCUCGGCGACAGGAGACAAAAGGCGGCGCGCGGGGAGACGGACGAGGCGCCUCUUUCUCGCCGGGCAGCGAUGGCACACAGGAGCCGGCCGGUGCCGCUGCUGCAGCCUCCGCCUCUGCCGCCUCUGGAUGCCCUCCGAGCCGGGGGUUGUCACUAGCAACGGGAGGCGCGGCGCUCUUCCUGACGGUAACGGCGAGAAAGGAGGCUUUCGGCCACCCGGCGACCAUGGGCAGAUGCAACGGGCGCUGCACGCUGGUCGGCUUCUGCUCCUUGCAACUGGUUGCAGCCCUGGAGAGACAGAUAUUUGACUUUCUGGGUUAUCAAUGGUUGCCGAUCCUGGCCAAUUUUUUACACAUUAUGGCCGUCAUUCUGGGUAUUUUUGGCACCCUUCAGUACAGAUCCAGAUACCUCAUGCUGUAUGCUGUGUGGCUCAUUGUCUGGGUUGGCUGGAAUGCAUUCAUCAUCUGUUUCUACCUGGAAGUCGGACACCUUUCACAGGAUCGAGACUUCAUCAUGACUUUUAACACAUCAUUGCAUCGCUCGUGGUGGAUGGAGAAUGGUCCUGGUUGCCUGGUAACCCCUGUGAUCAACUCCAACCUGGCCUUAGAAGACCAUCACGUCAUCACAGUAACUGGAUGCUUGCUUGAUUAUCAAUACAUUGAGGUGGUGAGCAGUGCAAUGCAGAUAUUCCUUGCGCUAUUCGGAUUUGUUUACGCCUGCUAUGUCAGCAAAAUGUUUAUGGAGGAGGAAGACAGCUUUGAUUUUAUUGGAGGGUUUGAUUCCUACGGCUACCAAGCACCACAAAAGAUGUCACACCUGCAGCUGCAGCCUUUAUACACCUCUGGAUAAUUGCUUCCUUGCCUACCUACAAUGAACAAGCCUUUGGGGAUGUUUGCAAACCACAAUAACAACGCCAAGCCACCAAGAUAAAUGGAGUAGGGCAAAGCAUUUUCAAGGCCGUUGUCAGUUCUGCUGGAGAUUUGGUGUUCCAGGGGGGACAACUAUGGUGACUCCAUCUUGUCCUUCUCAUCCGUUAAUGCCUUUCGUUUGGUACUUAAGCAAGAAUCAUGAACCCAUUGGGGAAACUUUGACCAACACUGUUUUUCCAAAUCUAACAGUUUCUGCUUAAAAGGACCUCGGAGCCAAAACAAGCUCAGGACUCCACCUACUGGCCAAGUUGUGUACUGUCACUGGUUCACACUGGCCAAUCCUCCAAACUUGUGGUCUUAUUCUUGUCUCCAAGAUGUGGGGAAGAAUCUUUUUCUAAGCGAGAUCCUUUUUUUUUUUUUUUGGUCAGAUUUUUUGUUCGUUUGUUGGUUUUUCUAAAAAAAUAAUAAUAAUUUUGGGUCACGUCUUGUCUGAGCAAAUGACUUUCAGUGUGCGUUAAUCUGUAGGUUGCAAUAUUUUGCAAUAACGAAAAGGAGUAAAGGAGUAAAUGAAUGAAACAUGAAAUAAAAGGUGGGUAAUG
Molecule: messenger RNA, 1622 nt
Organism: Pseudonaja textilis
Lineage: Eukaryota; Metazoa; Chordata; Lepidosauria; Squamata; Elapidae
Gene: NKAIN1
Product: sodium/potassium transporting ATPase interacting 1
Biological process (GO): regulation of sodium ion transport
Source: RefSeq, a predicted model, not a curated record